AUGAGAACGGCCACAGCAUCUUAUGCUAUCGUUGUAAGCGUGAGGGCCAUCGCGCCAGAGACUGCCUCGUCCUCAAGCAAGAGGCGCGGUUCGCGGCGCACCCGCUCGCGUUCGCGCUCUCGCGAACGGGGCGCCGACCGGGCCAGGCCAAGGGACCGCCGCAGCCCGUCGCCGGCCCGACACCGACGAAGCCCCGAGCCCCGACGUGCCCCCAAGGACGACCGCCACGAGGAGCGGGAGGAGGGCGAGAUGAUCGAAGCCACCAGCUCCGACGCUCGCCCGCAGCCCGCCGACUCGCCCGAGCCCGCUCGUGACCGGACGACCACCGCGACGACGGUCGACCCGUUGGCGCACGUCGACGACGACGACGAGGACGGCGAGCGCGACUUCCGGCGGGCGUUCGAGGACACCGACGGCAGCGAUGCCGAGCAGCGCGAGAAGGAGGACCGGCACUGGCGAAGAGCGUCGGACAACAACAACAACGACAGCAGCCGCGCGAAGAAGGCGAUGAAGGAGGAGAGCGACGCUCGCCGCCGGCCGGCCGACAGGCGGUCGCGCGAACGCGAGAGGCCUCAGCGCGACGGCAGCGGCCGAGAGCUGGCGACGAGGGGGGAUCGGGACACCAGAGCGGCGGAACCGGCGAGGCCGAGGGAGCGAGAGAGAGUGCGAGAGCGCGAGGCGGAGGAGAGGGAGCGCGAACGGCGACGACGCGAGGUGGAGCGUGAGAGGGAGCGCGAACGCGAGAGGGCCAGGGAGAGGGACCGCCGGCAGCGUGAGCUGGAGGAGCUGCGCAGGCGCGAGGGCAGCGCGAAUGGCGCAACGCGGCGAGUCGCCGCCCCCGACAGGCCUCCCCUCCCGAGCAGCCGCACGGCCGAGCGCGAACGGGAGCGCGAGCGGGAGAGAGGGCUCAAGCGCAAGGAGCGGUCGCCGUCGCCACCGGUGCGCGGCAGCAGCCGGCACACCAGGGAAGAGGAGCAGCAGCAGCAGAAGCACCGCCGCAUGGGCAGCAGCAGCAGCAGCAGCAACAGUGACAACGGGCAGCAGAAGCAGCAGCAGCCCAGCGAAGGGCCGAUCAGCCCCGUGGAGGAGCUGUUGGCCGUGCCCUCGUCGCCCGUGCCCCACUCCCCCGUGCGCGACGCCGCCGACGAGCCCCGUGGUACGCGGAGGGACAGGGAGCGCGACCGCGACCGCGACGACAGGCGGUCCCGCCCGUGA
Molecule: messenger RNA, 1215 nt
Organism: Acanthamoeba castellanii str. Neff
Lineage: Eukaryota; Discosea; Longamoebia; Acanthamoebidae
Exons: 2
Coding region: 1-1215 (404 amino acids)
Source: RefSeq, a predicted model, not a curated record